UCUAAAAAUAGCUUGGCAAAAACCUCAUUACGUAACUUAAAGAUGGCAGCUUCCUAUGUUGGUGUGGGACGGUAUUGUAUGCGGCUGGUAGCUUCUAGCAAGGUUUGCAAAUGGCAAUUUCUGGCACUGCAGCCUCGCUGUAGAUUUCAUAUGUCCGGCAGGGGUUUUCAGAAGAAACUGGCAGAGGGGUUCAAGGUUGGCAGCACUGCGCUGAGCCUCGCAUUUGUGUUCGGUGGAACGCUGGGACUCUACCAGACGAUCAAGCAUAACGUUCAGCAGCAUCACGCCGAACAACAGUUCACAAAGGAUUCCAGCACUGGUCUGUCUCUGACUCUGUAUCAGUAUAAAACUUGCCCAUUCUGUAGUAAAGUCCGUGCAUUCCUUGACUUCCAUUCAUUGCCUUAUGAAAUUGUUGAGGUAAACCCAGUCUUACGGAAAGAGAUAAAAUUUUCCAGCUACCGAAAGGUUCCAAUUUUGAUUGGAGAGAAUGGCGAGAAGGUGCAAAUCAACGAUUCUUCAGUUAUCAUCAGUGCUAUAAAGACAUAUUUAGUGUCCAGGGACAAAAACUUAAAUAAGGUGAUAUCAUACUACCCAGAGAUGAAAUCAAAAGAUGUAAAGGGAAAGGAGAUCACUGAAUAUAACAACAAGUACUGGGUGAUGCUGGAGGACCAGGAUGAAAAGCAAUACUAUCCCAAUAAGGAGGCAAGGAAGGAAGAAAUGAAAUGGCGCAGGUGGGUGGAUGACUGGUUGGUUCAUCUCAUUUCGCCCAAUGUCUAUCGGACUCCUAGAGAAGCCCUAGAGUCUUUUGAUUAUAUUGUGCGGGAGGGGAAAUUUGGUGCGUUUGAAGGAUUUUUUGCCAAGUAUGUUGGAGCAGCUGCCAUGUUCUUUGUCAGCAAGAGACUCAAGUCAAGACACAAUCUUCAUGAUGAUGUGCGGCAGGACCUGUACAAAGCAGUCAAUCAAUGGAUUGCUGCUGUGGGCAACCACAGGCCAUUUAUGGGUGGAAGUGUGCCCAAUCUUGCUGACUUGGCUGUCUAUGGAGUUCUCCGGGUAAUGGAAGGUCUGGAGGCAUUCGGUGACAUGAUGGCAAACACCAAAAUCAAGACAUGGUAUCAAAGGAUGGAAGAAAAUGUCCAGAAAGGACAGGAAUUGAGCAUUAAAUAGCGUUAAAUGUUUUUAUGGUUUUGAACGGACCACAGGAUGUAUCUGGAGAAAAGGAAUUUUGUUUAAAAGUUCAAUCACAAAACACUCAUCCUUUGUUAAAAGUAAGUGUGAAUUAGAGCAAUGCUAUAUCCGUCUCUCAACUCUGGUCUGAAGCAAAUACCAGGGCAAGCCUGAAACUAAAAUAAAAUUGGCAAAUAUAGUCAUGCACUUUUUGCUCCAAACUCUG
Molecule: messenger RNA, 1390 nt
Organism: Hypanus sabinus (Atlantic stingray)
Lineage: Eukaryota; Metazoa; Chordata; Chondrichthyes; Myliobatiformes; Dasyatidae
Gene: ptgesl
Product: prostaglandin E synthase 2-like
Exons: 7
Coding region: 43-1164 (373 amino acids)
Cellular component (GO): mitochondrion
Molecular function (GO): prostaglandin-E synthase activity
Source: RefSeq, a predicted model, not a curated record